UGCGCCACUAAACGGUUUUUGUCUUUUCUCGCGUUGAGUGCUGGAGUCCAGCACAAACUCCGCGAACAUUCUGUUGACUUUAGAGCCAUGAUUUUUGACUCUUAAACAUGAAGUUACUAAGGACACACAGGCGUUCCUCUUUAUAUGUCGUUGUCUUUAUAGCUUACCUUCAAUCAGCUCUAGGUGGUGAUUGUCCUGCAGAUGGACGCACUUGGGUGCCUUUCGGACAAAGAUGCUACCAUUUCGUCCACGGAGAAGAAGACACAAUUAAGAGCUAUACACGUGAAGAUGCGAAAUCCAAAUGCAUCGGAUAUGAACUAGUGACCAUUCAGAGUGCCGAAGAGAAUGACUUUGUCAUCAGUUACAGCAAAAAGGUGUGGAAGGAGACCACCAACAUGUGGCUUGGCAUGUACUAUGACACUGACAUCGAACAGAUGAGAUGGUCGGAUGAGACUGCUGUGAGCUAUACUAACUGGGAGGACGGUGACUCCUCCGACCUUAGUCCCCUGGACACCUGCGUGGCGCUGCACACCAACACGGGGAAGUGGGAGAACAUAAGCUGUGUUGACGACGUGGAGAACGGGGUGGUGUGCCAAAGUGUCGAGAUGUCAGCAGAGGAAGGCAAAUCAAAGCCCAGCCCCCUCCUCUCCGCCCUGGUCAUUGUGAGCGUGGUAGUCAUCAUGGGGGCCUCAGCCUCUAUCUGGUUCCUGCACCAGAAACACCACAUGGGCACCGCGGUCUUCACCUCGUUUGAGUACCACCCUCCCUUUGGGGGCCCGGCCCCUGACGAGGCCUGCCUGGUGGAGACGGAGGAGGUGGAGGACAUGCCCUAGCGCCUGCUAACGGACGGUUCUUCUGGGUGGGGUUGAAUCGUACACUAUCAAGAAGACAUGUUUUGAUUGGUUGGCACACAGUAGGUCAAUGAUCUAGCCAAUCCCAUUGCAUUAUGUUCUGUUUGAACGGGCUUCAUUGGGGUUGGCCCUGUCUGCAUUACAAAAACUUUAUUCUUCCACUUAAGAAUAUUUGCAAAUACAGAGUGGUUAGGUAGAAUUAAUUGUACAGUGUUUGAAAUUGUAUUCCUAAGACAUGCAGUUUGCUGACCACUGCUUUGCCUUGUUUUUAAGCUCUAACCGGUUCUUCACAAGUAGUCUUUGUCAUGAGAAUGGGUCAAAUGUGUUUUCCUGAUGUAUACUCAAGGUUGUUUGUGGAACGCUGGUAACAUUUCUCAGUAGAAUUGUAAGAGUCACUGUGGUUAAUCAUCAAAAGCUCAUGAGCCUUUGUUCAGGUCUCUUGUUGUUUCCUGGCUGCCUGUGCAUGGAGUGAUUGCAGAGGCUCCUGUGCUCUCUGUCCUGCCUACUGCUGUUGACAUACACUAUCACACAUCUCUCUCGCUAGAUUGCCUUUGUUGACGUAUUAUGGAACAUUAUCGCCCUGGCGCCUGGGGUCAGGGUUUUCAGCCUGAUACAGAUUGAUAAGAGAGAAAUGUAAUUGAUCACAGCAAUUGAAUGUAAGGGAGGAUAAUCUGUUGUCCAUCUGUGCAGCUGUCAAGGCUUGUAAGGAGACAGAUUCAAACUGAACUUCCAGAGGGUUUGUCUGUGAGAGAGUGGCUGUAAGCCUGUGGUCAUCCUUGUAUUUAUAGUGUGUGAUAAAUGAUGAUGGUUGCCUGGCCUUACAUUACCAAUCAAUGCCAAGACUAUUCUUAAUCAAAUAACACAAACACGCCUUUAGAAAAUGUGAAAAAAAUAAUCAAACUUUGGGAGUAGGUCUUGGAAUAAGCUUCAUAAUUAGUGACAUAAAGCUUUUUGCUCAUCGUUAUACAUUCACUGCUGCAUCUCUCUGGAGACAAGCCGCUGUUUGUUUGUUUUGAAUAUUAAAGUACUUUUGACCGCC
This is a messenger RNA of Hypomesus transpacificus, 1890 nucleotides long. It is a transcript of the gene cd302, whose product is annotated as CD302 molecule. Gene Ontology annotation, molecular function: signaling receptor activity. The record is from RefSeq and is a predicted model, not a curated record. NCBI's taxonomy places the organism in Eukaryota, Metazoa, Chordata, Actinopteri, Osmeriformes, Osmeridae. The transcript has 6 exons. Bases 108 to 833 code for a protein of 241 amino acids.